Molecule: messenger RNA, 1619 nt
Organism: Pecten maximus
Lineage: Eukaryota; Metazoa; Mollusca; Bivalvia; Pectinida; Pectinidae
Product: 2-oxoglutarate and iron-dependent oxygenase domain-containing protein 2-like
Molecular function (GO): iron ion binding; oxidoreductase activity, acting on paired donors, with incorporation or reduction of molecular oxygen; L-ascorbic acid binding
Source: RefSeq, a predicted model, not a curated record
UUUCGAUAAUAUGAUGCAUCGAGGACAUUUGGUAUAAAUCAGUUUUUGAGCGAAACCUUGUAACCCUCAACGAGGCCUGCUGGUGACUUGCAUACAAUAUCAUAUUCUCUUUAUGAGCAGAGAGUGAGAUGUGAAAAAAACAAAAACAAGCAAAAAUGGCAGACACCAAGUUUUUUGUUUGCAAGUGUUUUUAUACACACAACUAUUUCCUGAAGGAGUACAACAUGCAUGUUGUUUUUGAGAAUGAAGUCCAGUUUUUAACUGAUUAUAAGAUGAAACUGAUUCAAAGAGGAUGCAAUACUAAAGUAAAGAUGGAUCAUGUUUUGAAUCAGCUUUUAUUAGAGCGAGCGAGAAGGAGGAAUCUUGGCAGUGAUUAUUUGAUGAGGAGAGAGACAAUUCAGAAUCAGUACCAUCCUCUUCAUCCAGAAAUCUAUGCUUUAAAGGAGAGCUACUUUGCUCGAGAGUUUAUGGAGUUAAUUGAACUUUGUUCACGAUACGAUGUCACAGCUGAUCAGGUGCUAGAUGUCAUCAAUUCUACGGGAGCUGAGUGUGUGUACUCAUUUCCUGUUUUCACAGAAGAAUUCUGUCAGCUUUUUAUGGAAGAACUUGAACACUUUGAAAAGAGUGACUGUCCCAAGGGGAGGCCAAAUACAAUGAACAAAUAUGGGAUACUAUUAAAUGAACUUGGAUUUGAUGAAGAAUUUCUGAACCCAUUAAGACAGAAGUAUUUACAAAAAAUUGCUUCAAUUCUUUUCCCUGACUGGGGCGUGGCUCAGCUCGACUCUCACAAAGCCUUUAUUGUACAGUACAAAAUGGGAGAGGAUCUCGACCUCAAUUAUCACUAUGACAACGCUGAAGUGACGUUAAAUGUGUCGCUUGGUAAGACGUACACGGGAGGCUCACUGUACUUUGGCAACCUGAGGACUGUCCCACUGGAAGACACAGAUGUUCCUGAGUAUGAACAUAAGGCUGGGAUUGGAAUUGUUCAUCGCGGUCAGCACUACCAUGGAGCACUUCCAAUUCACACAGGUGAACGGUACAAUCUCAUUGUCUGGAUGAGGUCAUCCAAGAUCAGGAACAGUUUAUGUCCAAUGUGUGAUCGGGAGCCUGAACUGGUGGAGACGAUCGGUUAUGGGGAUGGAUUUACUCAGCCUACUGUCAACUUGUGCUCUCUCAUUUAAAUAGCAGGAUGGUGAUCAUCAAAUAAAGAAAACAAUGACACUCUAACUUUGUCUUUAAUACCAAAGUUAAUGGCACAUAUCAUCGUACAUAGCUCUACAUAUUGUGUUCACAAUAGGUGCUUCAAAAUGUGUGCGUGUGACAUUUGACCUUUCAUUGAUGACAUUGAAAUGUUUAUGGCUGUAUGAAUUUUGAUGAUGAACAAUUUCACAGGAUAUUUGAUUUUAGGUUAUUGAGUAAAAAUUGUACAUGUAAAUUAAAGUGUGUACAUUGUAUUUUCAGGCAUCUGGUGCUUAUUAAUUUACAAAAAAAAAACAAUGGUCUUGUUAUAAUCACAGAUUAUUUGUCAAAAUAACAAAAUAUUGACAAAUCAAAGUGUCAUGUUGUUAUUAAUGAUAGAAAUAUUGAUGUGGUUUUGUCUAUUAAAGUGAUAACUAGUA